Macadamia integrifolia is the source of this 649-nucleotide messenger RNA. Its product is annotated as methionine aminopeptidase 1D, chloroplastic/mitochondrial-like. The transcript has 3 exons. Lineage: Eukaryota; Viridiplantae; Streptophyta; Magnoliopsida; Proteales; Proteaceae. The record is from RefSeq and is a predicted model, not a curated record. Bases 341 to 634 code for a protein of 97 amino acids.
GCAGAAGUUAAAAGUUAAAGACAUGGAAUUUUCUUGACUUUUAGAAGUAAUAGGAAAACCAUCCUCAUUCCUAACCAUGUAUCACUUUAUUAGGUUCAUCCAGUAUGUUGUACAUAAACCUAUACACCUAUACUCUGCGUGGGGAGCUAAUUUAUUUGUUUAAAUUAGCAGAAAUUAGAUUGACUUGGAAAACACUAAACGAAAACGUCUACGCCCUGGAAAAAUAUCUCCUUGUCGACCUGUUCCAAAUCAUAUACCAAGGCCUCCAUAUGUUAAUUCAUGACAACCACCUGGAAUUGUUAGUGGUUCUGAAGUGCAUGAUGAGAAGGGAAUAGAGUGCAUGAGAGCUUCUGGCCAGCUUGCAGCACAAGUCUUGGAGUAUGCUGGAACUUUAGUCAAGCCAGGUGUAAAAACAGAUGAAAUCGAUCAAGCGAUUCACCAAAUGAUUAUUGAUAAUGGAGCAUACCCUUCGCCUCUCGGCUAUGGUGGCUUUCCAAAGAGUGUCUGUACAUCAGUUAAUGAAUGUAUUUGCCAUGGGAUACCAGACUCACGUGCCCUUGAGGAUGGUGAUAUAAUCAAUAUUGAUGUCACUGUUUUUUUGAAUGUAAGUUCUUCUGGUACUUGUGGGUUUUAAGACAUGGACUAAUGA